AGAAGUACAUAUGUAUUUACCUUAAAAAGCCUAUUCAGUCAAAAUUUUAAGAAAACCAAACCAAUAACUUUGUUAGAUUAACCAAUCCUUUAUUAUUGGAAAUACAAGCCUUUUAUAGGAAAAAAAAAAAAGUAAGCAUAAAGACUAAUUUACAGUAAUUUAAAAUUUUAAGAAGAGGAAUCAUGGAUGUGGAUUCACAGUCCAGAGCUGGAAAGAUAAGUAUCUCUGAAAGGUCCAUCCUUUCAGGAAUAAAAGCUACUGAGAAUAUAGAUUACCCACACUACUGUAGUCUCUUAAGAAAAGUAAACAUGCCAUUUGUGAGGGGAAUUGAAGACAGACAUGACUGUGGAAGAAUUGAAAAAAAAUGCAACCCUAUAUUUCUUAAAUUUCACCCUUAUCCCCCUUCAAUUCUGCCUGAUUACCAUAUUCACUAUCCUUACCCCCCACCAUAUGGGCAAGCUUAUCCAUUAUAUCCUCUUCGGGAUGAUGUGCCUUUAAAUGAUCCUUGUUCAGGGUUUUUGAGUCCUGGGGGUGAUGCUGAAUUAAAGCCUGGCAUUGGCAGAGCCAUACCAAACCUGGUGGAUUACAGCGAUGUGAAGCCUCAACAUAGAGUUCCCAGACCGGACUCAGGUGCUCAAACAACACUAAAAAGGCAGACGAUUUUAUUAGAAGAGCUAAAACAGGACAGACGAUGGAAUUCCAGGGCAAUACCAGACAGGUCCAUCAGAGCAAAGCUUGGAGGUUGGACAAGCUCAGUAAAAAUCACACCUUUACAACCUAAGCAUGAACAGUGCUCAAUAAAUCAUACAUAUACAUUUGAUGAAGCAGCACAUAAAGAUGAUGGAAAACUACAUCCCUGCAAGAAUUAUGAUGUGAAGGAGUCAUUUUACAAAUCUUCCACACAAAAAGCUUAUGAAGAUGUUCCUUGGGACAAGAUGCUACCACCAAAACUGGAUCCAGAAGAAACAACUGUGGAAAAGGCUGCUGACCUCACAUCACAGUGCUUUACACAGAAAAGAUACAAAAGGACACCGGCAAUCACACAGAUGGUUGGUGGACUCUGGGACAGAUUUCAAACAAGAUCUUUCUUGGCACCGCUCAAACCAAUUACUUUUGUUAGUCCAAGUUCAAGGAGUAAAUACAUUCCUCUUUACACUGGUUAUGUGCAGUCCACAAAUGCUGAUGAUGUUGACAAUCCUUUCAGAGAUAUCACAUCUCUAGCCAAGCCUCGGAGCUCCAAAAUUCUUUAUACAAACACAAGUUGUGCUGCAAAUAUUCCAGGAUACACAGGCAAGGUUCAUUUCACAGCCACCCACCCAGCAAAUUCUGCUAUUCCAUCCACGUCCCCAUCGCCAGAUUCUGAAGUGUGCCACAUCUUACGAAAAGAAAUGAAGGUCGACCUCUUCCGUCACCAGGCACCACUGUCUCGAAUGGUCACAACUGUAAAGCCCUGCAAUCCCUUUAAUAAGAAGGAAAAGGAAACUGUAGACUUCUGAAAGAGGCCAACCCCUCACAUGAGAAUGCUAACCUCAGCCUUGGGGAAGGUGUUUUGGACCAUCCAAUGGGGGAGGGAUUAAAGAAAUAAGCAUCUUCCAGCCUGUGUGUAGAA
Molecule: messenger RNA, 1609 nt
Organism: Erinaceus europaeus (western European hedgehog)
Lineage: Eukaryota; Metazoa; Chordata; Mammalia; Eulipotyphla; Erinaceidae
Gene: SPMIP7
Product: sperm microtubule inner protein 7
Exons: 9
Coding region: 183-1496 (437 amino acids)
Source: RefSeq, a predicted model, not a curated record